This is a messenger RNA of Maudiozyma barnettii, 996 nucleotides long. RefSeq names its product Vab2p (gene VAB2). Lineage: Eukaryota; Fungi; Ascomycota; Saccharomycetes; Saccharomycetales; Saccharomycetaceae. The coding region runs from base 1 to 996 and encodes 331 amino acids. The transcript has a single exon. The record is from RefSeq and is a predicted model, not a curated record.
AUGAAAUUUGUAACUAUUGAAGGAAGCACGUCUUACGAUAAGUUGAAAGCAAUGCCAUCUUUUGUCAGAAGUCAGGAUGUACUCCUAGACUCAUUAUUUAGUUCAGUUAAGACUGAACUGAAUCAAGUGUUAGAGGAUUUGCAGUUUGUUCAUAAAGUAAUUGAGUCCGAUAUAAGAAGUGAAACUGCUCAAAUGUCAAAAUUAGAUGAAAGACUACGAGGCUCUGCUAAGAAAAUUAAUCAUAUUUACAUGAAAAAUCUACGAUUCCGGCAUAAGUAUGGAACUAGUACACAUGGUUCCAAGAGAUUUCAAUUGACAAAGGAUAAUAUAGAAGAGUUAGAUGAAAGAAUUGGAAAUAUUAGCACUGUAAAAGAACAAAUUUUGAACAAAUUUAUAGAUGUUGAUAUGAAGUUAAGAAAGAACCAACGAUUGUUGUUAUCAGAUUCAAUUAAUGAGAGACAUUAUCCAAUAAUUUUUGCUUUGUUGAAGAAGCGACAUCCUACAUUACUAGACCCACAUACCCCAGAGGAAAUAAACCCAAACGAGACUAAUAUUGACUACAUUGAAGGAUUGGGUCACAUUGAUCUUCAGGGUGAUGAACCUGAUUGCCCAGUAGAGGGCAUAGAGGGAGAAUAUAGUGAUAUACAGAACACCGCAAAUGAAAUUAACAACAAUUUCAACAUUAUUACUGAUGAUACUCUCACGGCAAAUGAGAAUGUAAAUAUGUAUAGAGAUAAUGAUGAUAUAGUUAUAUCUCCCAUCAUUCUAAAUGAUGUCGAUAAUGAAAAUAAUGCUAGUUUGAGUAGUACUAUUUCCAGUACAAAUAUUCAAACUUCAACUUUUACAGUUAGAGAUAGAAAUAGAAUCAAGACUUCUCUUUCAAGCCCCUUUGUUCUAGGUUCGUUUAAGAAGCCCAGUUCGGCAAAAACAUUAACAACGAUGGAGAACAUCAGUGCCUCGAACAUUACUAGUGCGCAUCUUUCUAAUCAAAACUGA